This is a messenger RNA of Linderina pennispora, 2726 nucleotides long. RefSeq lists its product as uncharacterized. The record is from RefSeq and is a predicted model, not a curated record. Gene Ontology annotation, biological process: ribosomal small subunit biogenesis. Gene Ontology annotation, cellular component: nucleolus. The coding region runs from base 12 to 2612 and encodes 866 amino acids. Lineage: Eukaryota; Fungi; Kickxellomycota; Kickxellomycetes; Kickxellales; Kickxellaceae. Gene Ontology annotation, molecular function: protein binding; RNA binding. The transcript is spliced from 5 exons.
CUUUUCUUACAAUGCCACCGAAGCGCAAGCAGCAGCAGGGCAACACAGAGCUGCCGAAGCAGCUGGCAAACAAGCUCUCCAACGACACACCGGGCAAAAACGAGGACACCAGCCGGUUCACGAAAAAAUACAAACCCACGAUCAAAAACCGCAAGCUCGCACGCAAGCAAGCACGGACAGACAAGAAGCAGCGCAAGAACGACUCGCAUAGGCGCAACCGUGGGUUCGCCACGCCCGAGAAGCCCGAACAGCCUGUGAAGAAGCCGGUAGCAAAGCAAGAGAGGAAAGAGAAGAAAAAGAAGGUCGAUGAUCGCGCGCAGCUUACAAAGUUUGCCAAGAAGAACCAGGGCCUGUACGAGAUGCUCAGGGACUCGAAUCUCAUUGAGAACGUAGACAAGGAGGCAGGGAUCCAGAGCAAGGGCAAUCCAGCCGAUGAUCUGGAGGACCGCGAGUUGCGCAGACUGGAGCGCAACCUUGGGAUCAAGAAGGGCGGCAAGCUGGAGAACGCAUUCUUUAAUGAGGGCCUGGGCGAGCUGUUUGAUGGCAUUGAAUUUGGAUCGAAAGAUAUUCGUGUCGCUGCUGCCGAAAAGAAGCCUGAGGCAACGCCGAAACCUACAAAGAGCGAUGCUGAAGAUGACGGGUCUGAAUCUGAGCCAGUGAUCGAAUCCGAAUCAGAGGGAGAGAGCCUCGACGAUGACUCUGGGGAUGAUGCCGCGAUUGGCAGCGACCUAGAUGGGGAUGAGGACGACGAUAUGUUUGGUCUCAACAAUUUUGGAUCAGAUGUGGAUGAGGAUGAGGACGACGAGGACAGCGAUGUUGCUGAGAUGUACCGCAGCCAAGGGAUCGAUGUUAAUGUGAGUCUGUCCGAUGCAGAGAUGGACGAUCUAUCAGAUGACGACGAAGAUGACUCGGAGGACGUGGAUGAGGUGGAUGAGUCUGAGGUGGAUGAGUCUGACAAGGAGACAAAACCCGAGGAGACAAAGCAACCGACCAGCGUGACCAAAUACAUUCCGCCCAGCCUUCGCAGGCGGCAAGCCAGCGACGAGGACGAGCGGACAGCGGCGAUUCGCAAGGUGCUCCAGGGGCAGCUCAACCGACUGAGCGAGUCGAACAUCGAAGGCAUCAUUGGGCAGAUCGAGGAGCAGUACCAGAAGCACCCGCGCCACCAUGUCACCGAGGUGCUGACCGGCUUGCUGCUGCAGUCGAUCCGCUCGCGCAUCCACAUGCUUGACACAUUCCUGUACGUCAAUGCCGCUCUGGUCGGCGCGAUAUACCGUGCAGUUGGUCUGGAGCCGGUCGCGCAUUUGGUGCAGAAGCUGAUGGAGGAAUACGACAAGCGCUUCGAGCUCGGUCUGGAGGCAUUCAGGGCAGGUGAGGACGAUACAGAUGAAGGGUCGGCUGGCAAGGAGUGCCAGAACCUGACAGUCUAUAUUGCCGAGCUGUACAACUUCCAGGUAAUCUCGUGCCAGCUCGUCUACGACGUCAUCCGCAUGUGCAUCCAGGAUAUAAAUGAGUUCAGCGCCGAGCUGCUGCUCAAGAUCAUCCGCGUGUCUGGCAUCCAGCUGCGCAAGGACGACCCAUUGGCACUGAAGGAAAUUGUGCAAAAGGUCAGCGAGACUGUGAACAGCAACAGCGACAGAUUCUCUGUCCGCUGUAAAUUUAUGGUCGAGAGCCUCAUCAACUUGAAGGACAACCGGAUGCGGCAGACGAUGUCACAGAACGCAGAGAACGUGGUCAAACUCAAGCGCUUCCUGGGCAACAUGGACAAGCGGCGUGCAGUGGGUGCAGCGGAGCCCAUCAACAUUGGACUGCAGGACAUCCGUGAUAUCGAGACCAAGGGCAAGUGGUGGCUGGUCGGCGCGUCGUGGGUCGGCAACCAGGUCGGCACCGAAUCGACGAUCAAGCAAUCGACGGAGAUGGACCGGCUGCUGAAGAUGGCCAAGGAGCAGCAUAUGAACACAGACGUGCGGCGCAGCAUCUUCGUGACCCUGCUGAGCAGCGAUGACUACGCCGAUGCAUUCGAGCGGCUGCUCAAGCUUGAUCUCAAGAAGACGCAGGUGCGCGAGGUGAUCCGCGUGCUUCUGCACUGCUGCGGCCAGGAGAAGGCGUUGCCAUUCAAGCUGUGCAGCUACCACAACUCGUACCGGCUGACAAUGCAGUACGCGCUGUGGGAUUUCCUGCGUGAGAUGGGCGAGACCGACGUGGGCGGGCUGGGCCGCAUCAACACCGACGAGGGCAAUGAGACCGACGUGCCAUUGCGGCGUAUCGUCAAUGUAGCCAAGCUGUACGCCUGGCUGAUCGACAAGCAGGUGUUGUCGCUGCUGAUUCUCAAGACUGUGACCUUUGCGAAGGUCGGGCACAAGGCGCGCGUGUUUUUCCAGAUUCUGUUCUCGACGCUGUUCUUGCUGCACAAGAAGCAGAGCGACCAGGAUGUGGAGGCAUUGCGCGAGACGUUUGUCAAGGCUGUGCCCAAUGCAACCAUGUGCCAGGGCAUCAUGUUCUUCUUCCACCACUUCGUCAAGGAUUGUGCGCUCGUGUCGGAUGCCGAGAAACCGCUGAUGCGCUGGGGAUGCAAGAUCGCCAAGCAUGGUGGUGACUCGUACGACGACUAAGCCAGCCUAGGUGCUCCCACAAAGGCCUGUACAGCUCGAAACUGCAUAUAUUCGGUGUUUGUGGUGAAUGACGUGAGAUAAUGCAUUGUGCGUUUUUUUUUUAAAUUCCAUCCA